CGGCCGGGUCUCAUGCUCCGAGCCAAGCUGGCCCGUUGCUAGGUACCCGAGCGCGUCCUCUCUUCCCCUCCCCGCCGCUCCCGGCCCGGUGUCCGGGCAGAGCCGCCGCCCCACGGGAAGGGCUGUGGCCGCGCCUCUCCCUGCCUGCGUCCCGGGCCACGGGCUGUGCCCAGCGGGGUCCCUUGAGCCGGGACUGACUCCACGGGGGCAGACCGUAUACAUUAAGAAGAAAUGGCUAGAAAACAUGAGCACUUUGGACUAAGUUAUUUAGAAGAACUAAGAAUGAUUAAAGAGCGUGAGAUUAUAUGCAAGGAAUCUCGGCGAGAUUUUCUUAAAUUCAAACAAGCGGUAGCUAUUGCCCAUACAAACGUGAGCAGUCAACCUUUACUGGAAGAUUUAACACCAGAUCAGUCACAUCAGUUAGAGCAGUAUCAUCUUCAGAGGUCAGAGAGUCCACAUAAGCCUGUUAUUAAUAUAAAUAAAACUGUACCUACAGAAUUCAUUGGCAGUUCUGAAAUAGCCAGAAAAGUUAGGAUCUCUCCUGAAGUAAGAGACAUGAAAAAACCAAUUAAUGAUCUCAGAAUGAUGAUGCAAACAAAUACAUCUGUAAAAGAGGACAGUACCUACACAAAUCAGAAAAGUUACUCUGAAAAAAUAACUGUGGAAAAUAGUAGUUGUAGUCAAGAAAGUACAAAUGUAAAGAUGCCAGUAAUAGCAUCUUUAGCAGGUACCACUAAAAAAAUCACUAUGUUAAAACAACCAGCACCACCUCGGAAGCCUAAAUAUCGCAAACUUACUUUUCAUCCACGACUAGUAAUUUAUAACCCCCCCAUUCUGUUACAGAAAGUCAAAGAUACUAGAAAAAUGCAGGGUAGAGCCCAUUCUAUAAAGGCAAAUGUUAAGAAUGUAGAAACAAAUAAAACAAAAGAAACUAGCAAUGACAGUAAAGAAAGUGAUGAAUCUAGUUCUACAGAUUCAGAUUCAAGUGAAAAGGCUUCUGAAAAGGAAAAGGUAAUUAAGAAAAAAGAUAAGAAAGUAUACAGAGAACUUUCAAAAGCAAGUCAACAAGAUUCAGUUAUUGAACCGGAAAAAGCACAGAGUAAAAGAAGCAGAGUCUCCCGCAGUCAUCCAAGUGUGAGGUCUACUUCAGAACAGUUGGAGGAGGCUAGAGACAUAACUACACCAGACACUUCAAAAAUAUAUGAGGAGAACUUCCAGCAGAGCAAACCAGAAGAACUUACUUCCACACCAAAGUUGCCUGUGAGAGUGGCUGCAAGGUCUAUUGAUGAAAUAAUUGCUUCGCUGCAGUCUACUUUUCAGUCUCCCUCAGACCAGAUGAUCAAAGAACUCCUGGAGAGUGUUCUUGGCCAGAACUACAGCAUAAAAAUGGAAGUAGAAGAAUCACUUAGUGGAACACCAGGAGCUUCACUUGCAUUUUCAGAGGAUAUGCCUGAUUCUGUAGAAACAGAGGAAUAUAGAUUACAGUUAUCUUCUUCAGACAUUUCACUCUCACAAGAACCUGCUUUUUCAGUGCCUAAAAUUUUGGAGGAUAUAGAGAGAAAACAAGAAUCACAAAUAACUGUAAAAUCACCUUUAGAGGCUGUAUCCUCACAGCUGCUACAAGUGAGAGGAGAAGCAAUUUUAAAGGCUAAACCAUUAGAAGUCCAGCAAAAAUUAUCAGAAAAAGAUCUCAUGCUACAGCAAUCACUGUCCUCGCUAUCCACAUGGACUCCAGGGUUCAAAGGUCAACAUCAUUCAGUUAUUCAUCACCUUUGUACGGCUUCUCCUAAUUUUGCAUUACCUGCUGAUCUGCAGCUGGCUUCAAGAGUAUAUCAUACUUUCGACAGAAAAGGGCAUUACCUUUUAUUUACAGCAGAGGAUCUGUACCACCAGGAGAAAGCAUCACUCUGCUCAGAAUAUAUUGCUUUUGAAGAACAAAUGGAAAGAAAUAGAAUUUGUUAUGAAGGAGUUCCUGUUUCAGAACUAUACCAGGAGAAUCAGAAAGAUGGAAUCAAUGUUUUGCCACCACAUACAUCAGGAAGUUUAACAGAAUGGCAAAAAAUAGCUGAAUAUUAUGUUGAAAAGCCACGACUGGAACUCUUAGGAGAGAAAGUUUCUGUUUAUCCAGGAACUCUAAAAAUGUUUUGGGCUCCAGCUCCACCAAAAUUUUCUGCGCCGCUUUCUUUCAUGAAGGAAACCUUAUUUCCUAUGUAUCAGAGCAAUGUUAUUGAGGGUGUUGUAGUUGAAGAUUUUUCAGCUGAUCUUCAAGAUGAAGACUCAGAGUCUGAGGAUGAUCUUGACAUAUACAGUUACAUGGUGUCAAAAAGCACAUUAAGAAGAUGCAAGUCAAGUCCAGAUUGUGAUGCCACUGAAAAAUUAAAGCAGAUAAGUUUUAUUCAAAGAUCAGUCUCUGCACCAGAUAUGUCUGCUUUCAAUAGCAAAACAGCUUUUACAAUUUCUGCUGAUUUCAAAACCAGCAUGAAAGAAUUGACGGUUAUGAAGAAACAGAUAUCUGAUUCAGAGGUUGAACCAGAGAUUGAGAAAAGCUCCUCUACUAAGCAACUAUUGAUUGAAAGCUGUAAUGCUCCUCAAUCAGUACUGGUAGACACGCCAAUGGAAAGAACACCUGUUUUGGACAUGCAAGUGGAUACUGAUGAUGACCUUGCUCUUGCUGAGAUAGCUCGAAAAUCUGGGACUAAGUACAUUAUUUUCCCCAAAAGAAAGACAACAAAGAAAUCAAAGAAAAUGAUAGACCGUGGAAAAUUAGAAGCUGUAGCUGAGGAAUUAAAACAACCCUCGAAGAUUCUCAAAAGCUCUGUAUCCCUUGGAAGACUGCAUAUAGAGAAUAAAUUCAGUAUCCGAGUAUCUCCGGCAGUUCGACAUUAUCGUAGUCCCAGUCUCCCAUGUUUGUUAGAUUUUGAGAAAUUUGCAAAAAGUAAAGAUGGAAUUCCAAAAGACCUUGAUGUUCAUGAAUGGGUCAAAGAAAUCUGGAAUAACUGGUUUGAUGAGGCUUUCCCUCCUAGUAGGGCUUCAACUGAGGAAAAAGAUGCUAAAGUACUAACAGACACUAAGAAGGAGGACUCUGCAGAACAAGAAAAACCGUAUCUGGAAGUAGAACUAACGGACUUAGAGAAUUCUAUUUUUGUAGAAGAUAUUGCUGCUAUUGAAGAUUUGGAAACAGAAAUCAAUAGACUAACACUGUUAAUUGAAAAGGAAGGAAAACCCUCCGCAUUUCACUAUUGUAGACGUGGUGCAUUAAAGAGGAAAUUAGGCAAGUUAAAGUCAGCCAUGGAUGAUUUGGAAAAUGCCAUAAGCUUAGAACCACUUCUACUUAAUGCUUAUUGGCACAGACAUUUGAUUUACCUCUUUCAAGAAAAAAAUCAAGCUGCUUUGGAUGACCUGAAUUUUAUAAUUAAAUGGAACAAAAAUAAUGCAGAUGCAUAUCUGUCAAAGUCUGAAAUUUACAGAAAGCAAGGCAAUAAAGCAUUAGCAAUCAUGAAUUGCACUUUAGCAGUGAAAUGCAACCCUACAGAUGAUGAUAUUUAUUUCAGGAGAGCUGAGUUGUUGAAAGAAGAGGAGGAAUUAUUAUUGGCAAUGGAUGAUUAUGCAAAAUGUUUUCAAUAUAACCCAAAAAGAACAGAUGCACUCAUGAAACAUGGAAUACAUUUCUUUGAUAAAUCAAUUUGGACUGUAGCUCUUCAGGAUUUUACAGCUGUGAUUAAGGAAGACCCCAGCAAUAUUCAAGCAAGGAUGUAUCGAGGAAGAGCAUACAGUAAACGACAGCAGUAUAAAAACGCAGUGGAAGACUUUUCUGCUGCAGUUCAUCUCGAUCCUUCUAAUUGGUUAGCAUUCUAUUACAGAGGUUGCAUACUGCGAAAGGUUGAUCCAAAGAGAGCGCUGCAAGACUUCAGUGUUUCUGUGCUCCUCAAUGACUCUUUUGAAAAUCUCAGUUCUUUCAUUCACCGUGGGAUCUUGUACACAGAACUGUGUCACUGGACAUUCGCAAUCUGUGACUUUGAAAAUGCACUAGCUCUGGACAGUGGUAUUGCCUUGGCUUACAUAAAUAUUGGCUUGAUUUUACUUUUACAUUUGGAAAAUUACUAUGAAGCUAUUCGACAGUUCUCUAAGGCCAUUGGUAUUGAGCCCACAAACAGUAGAACUUAUAUAUGUAGAGCUCAAGCAUAUUAUAAGGUGCACAAUUUACAGAAUGCGUUAAGAGAUAUAAAUCGAGCCAUUCAUCUUUAUCCAACUGAAUCCCAUUUAUGCAUAAUGAGAGGACAAUAUUUAAUUGAGAUGAAGGAAUAUAAACUUGCAAGCUUCUGUAUAUAUCAAGUAGCAGAAAUGGGUGAAGUAUCCUUUAAAACUUCUCCUGUUCAGCAAGCGCUCGUUCAGUCAUUUUGUCAAAAUCACAAUGAAGCUAUAGCAUGCUUACAGGAGCUUAUUGCAAAUCAGCCUACGCCUUCCAUAUUUGUUCUGCUAGGAAAAAUACAAAUGAAAGCCAAGAAAACUAAGGAUGCUGUGGAAAGUUUUAGAGAAGCAUUGAAGAUACUGAAUUCUUCAGCAAAAAAAUUGCCUAAUACAAUUGAGGCUGCAGAAAUUUAUUAUUUGAUGGCCCUCUGUUAUAUGGACCAAGUCAGUUUAUUACAGGCCUACAAAGCUUUUAGCCUUGCUGUUAAGGUAUAUCCAAAUUUUCCUGAUGCUUUUUAUCAACGAGGACUGUGCAGAAUGCAACUCAAACAAGCUAGGUGCAUCCAAGAUUUCAACAGAGCACUUGCUAUUAAUCCAAAACAUUUUCAGGCAUAUUUAAGUCGUGCUGCUUACUAUGGUAGCAAGGGAAGAUACUCCAAGGCAAUUCUGAAUUGUAACGAGGCUAUCAAAAUUCAUCCUGACAGUGUGAGAGCCUAUCUCUACAGAGGAACUUUGAAAUAUCACAAUAAGACAUACAAAAAUGCCAUUGACGACUUAACUAAAACUAUUGACUUGGACAAAAUCUGCAUUUUGGCAUACUACAACAGAGCAAUUUGUUAUCACCAAAUAAAGGACUUUAAAAAGGCUUUGAAAGACUAUGGAAUUCUUCUUCUUCUUGAAUCGAGUAAGGAAAUUGUCUUGGCAGUGUUAAUUAACCGUGCAUUACUCUAUGUGGAACUGGAAGACUACUCUAAUGCAUUAGAGGACUUUAAAGAGGCUUCCUUGAGUGACCCAAGAAAUAGUGAGAUUUAUCAAGCUAUUGGAAUCUGCUGUCACAGACUUGAGCAGUUUGAAGAAGCUGUGAAUUCAUUUACCCAAGGGCUUAAAUUAGAUCCCUUUUUUCUGGAUGCCUAUGUUGCAAGAGGAAAUUCAUACAUGGAGUAUGGUCAUGAAACUGGCAAUACUAAAGCACAGAAAGACUUCCUGAAAGCAAUGCAUCUUAACCCAAAAUGUGUAAAAGCCAGAAUUUGCUUAGGAUACAAUUUACAGGCCUUUGGGAAGUUUCAGAAAGCUUGGAAUCAGUUUACAGUUGCCAUUGAUAUUGAUCCAAAAUGCCAUGUUGCCUAUGAUGGACGAGCUGUGGUCUGUCUUCAGAUGGGUGAUACUUUUGCUGCAUUUCAAGAUAUAAAUGCGGCACUAAAGCUCACUACCAGUGCUCAGCUGCUUACAAACCGGGGUGUCAUUAAUCAGUUUAUGGGUCAUUUAAAUUGUUCAAUGAAAGAUUAUCAGCAAGCAAUUUCCAUCAACCCUGGCUAUGCUUUAGCCUAUUUUAAUGCAGCAAAUAUCUACUUUCAUCACAGGCAGUUUGCACAGGCCAGUUCCUACUAUUCCAAGGCAUUACAGCUUGACCCAAGGAAUGAAUCUGCAGUCCUGAAUCGAGCUAUUACAAAUACAUUAUUACAAAAGAUCGAAGAAGCCAAAGAAGAUUUUGAGAAGGCAAUUUGUCUCUGCCCUUUCUCUGCAGCAGUGUACUUUAACAGGGCAAACCUUUAUAGAACAUUAAAGCAGUACGAGCUAGCUGAAAAGGAUAUUUCAACAGCACUGUCCAUUCAACCUAAUGACGCUUUGAUGUAUAAACUUAGAGCUGAUGUUCGUGGUAAAAUGGGUUUCAGUGAAGAAGCUAUUGCUGAUUACAAACAAGCAAUCAGCAUUCAAGAAAUGAUCGAUGCAAUGUGAAAAGAUUCCAGUUCCUGCAAAACAUGAUAACCAGUUAGGUCUAUUUAUAGAGAUUUAUCUUAUUUUAAAUGAGAGAUACUUGUUUAAUAUCUCAAAUACUAUUUAGAAAAAUGUAUUAUGUUAGCAAUAGGCUUGGUACAAAAGGUUAGUUUUGUCUAUGAGAAAAAUAUUGUUAUUCCUGUAAUAACUCGUUUUCAUUUUUAGAUGAACUUCUGCACAUAUGUUAUCUUCCUGCAUAACUUCUUGCUUAAUUCAGUGCAAAAUUAAACCAAGCUAUAUAAGAAGAGAAUGUUAACAUUAAAUAUGUAAUUUCACAAAGUCAACCUCAGAUUUUCUUUAUU
Molecule: messenger RNA, 6485 nt
Organism: Pelodiscus sinensis (Chinese soft-shelled turtle)
Lineage: Eukaryota; Metazoa; Chordata; Testudines; Trionychidae
Source: RefSeq, a predicted model, not a curated record